Molecule: messenger RNA, 2214 nt
Organism: Neurospora tetraspora
Lineage: Eukaryota; Fungi; Ascomycota; Sordariomycetes; Sordariales; Sordariaceae
Exons: 3
Coding region: 154-2214 (686 amino acids)
Biological process (GO): regulation of DNA-templated transcription
Molecular function (GO): zinc ion binding; DNA-binding transcription factor activity, RNA polymerase II-specific
Source: RefSeq, a predicted model, not a curated record
GUUUCUUUGUUCCCCCACGCGAGCGAGCUGAUAGGCGAUCCGUUCAAUUGGGAUUCUGGGAACUGGGUGCGGUAGAGGCAUACCUACCACUGUAUACCUUCUAGGGAUUCUUCUCCCUUGCCGACUUUCUGGGCGUUCAUUACAGCAGCAAUCAUGGUCAGGGCAGGAAGGCAAAAGGUCAGAACGGGGUGUUAUACAUGCAAGAUCCGCAAAGUAAAAUGUGACGAGACCAAGCCGAGCUGCCUCCGCUGCACCAAGACGGGCCGCAGGUGUGAUGGCUAUCCAGCCGCUCCGUUGCAUUCCCAGUCAUGGCAGGAGCUCUUGGCCAAACGGCCCAUCAUCCCGGCCGUGACGCAUCGUCACAACUCCCAGGAGGGCCGCGCCCUCGAGUUCUACCGGUGCGUGCUCGCACCCACCUUCUCCGGCUCGCUAGACGACGACUUCUGGACCCACGUGGUGAGCCGGGCCAGCUACCAGAACCCCGUCGUCCGCCAUGCCGUCGUCGCCAUCAGCUCCAUCUGCGAGCUCAUCAGCGACCCCAGCGUCAAGGGGCAAGCCCUCGUCAAGUUCCCAAAGGGUCGGUAUGCCAUCGGGCACUAUAACCGCGCCCUCCAGGACAUAUCCAAGACCGACGAUGAGGCCAUGGUCAUCUUUGUUUGUAUCCUGUUCGUCUGUAUAGAAAUCCUCCAGGGCAACCGAGAGGCGGCCAUCUCUCACUGCCAUCAUGGCGUCCAAAUCCUGAAUCAGCUCAACGGGGGCAAGAGCAAACUAAACUCAUCAAGUUCCAUCCUGUCCCGGGACCAGCUUCUAAACCCCUUUGCCCGUCUGAGCAUCUUCCCCUUCUUCUACGGCAGCACAGUCGACGUCUUCCCCAGGCUCCUCCGGCACGGGUCCGAAGCACCGGAGUCAGACGGUGGUACCUACGGCGCAGGAACCGCCGCCGCUCUCGCAUCCGACAGCGCCCUAACCGUGCUCGACGAGCUCCGGUCCGGUCUCGACCUCCUCGUCGCGCGCGCCAUGCGCUUCCUCCGCUCCGCCGACCUCUACCGGAUCGGGCCCUCGCGGCACGAGCCCGUCCCCUCCCAGAUCCUGACCGAGCAGGCCAACCUGACCAAGUCCAUCGACGACUGGCUGGUCCGCUUCACCAUCUUCAGCGCCGUACACUCGCCCACCGAGGACGCGGCCGGCUUGUUCUACCAGAUGCGCAUGAAGAGCUACAUCACCAAGAUCUGGAUCGCCACGGCGCUGGACCGCACCGAGAUGGUGUACGACCGGUUCGUGCCCCUGUUCCGCGAGAUCGUCGACAUGGCCGGCCGCUAUCUGGCCGCCGAGAAGAGCCGACCGCGAGGACCGUCGCCACCUCGACAGGCGACUGAAGAGGAUGCUGGUGGUGGUGGUGGUGGUGGUCCCGCAUCCCCACCCAACAACAGCAACACCAACAACACCAACAAACCCCGUUUCGUCUACGAAAUGGCUUACCUCCCCAUGCUCUACUUCGUCGUCAUGCGCUGCCGCCACCUCGAGACCCGCGUGACCGCUUUGGAGCACAUGACCACCUUAUCCGCUCUCCACCAGGGGCUCUGGGACUCAACACUAACCUUCUGCAUCGGCUGGCGACUCAUCGAGAUCGAGCACGGCGCCGACCGCGAGACGCUCUUGCUAUCGAUGGCCCAGGCAAAGGGUUUGGGGCAUCAGUCCAUAUCCCGUCGUACUACUACUACUACUACUCGUCUAGCACCAGAUGUCAACUCGCUAGUCGGUCGGAUGAUGCCCGGGACGACGCCGAUGCCCCCCGACAGGAUGAGACUCAGGGAGUGUGUGAUUACGGGCGAUCAUACCGUGGAGCAGGAGGAGGAUAACCCGGGCACGGGCGCGGGCAAGGGCUUGAGGACGGGGUAUAGGAGGGUGAUUUUCCAUGUGUGGAAGCCGGAGAGGGAAGGGGGGGUGGGCACGUUUGAGGAGUGGGUGCCUAUUUCGGAGCCGCCGCCGAUGAGGGAUAUGUGCUAUGAUUAUGAGUUUGGGGCAGCGCCGGCGGCGGCGGGGGCGGGGAAUGAGCUGGUUGAGGUGAAGCUAGAGCAUGGUUACAAUGCUUCGAGUUUGGUUGAAGCUAAGCAUAGCUUUGGUUUUGUUGAUUUGGGAGGGGGAGAGCAUGAUCUACCGACGAGAACUAUGCCCCCGGUUUAUGAUGGCUUCAAGUUGGAGAGUGUGGUUUAA